AUGGCCGGAACCAAAACCCCCCAAAUCAGCAUCAUCGGCUCCCUCAACAUCGACUUCGUAACAACCACACCUCGCUGCCCGGCACCGGGCGAGACCCUGACAGCCACAUCUUUGUCCGUGUCAGCUGGCGGAAAGGGUGGUAACCAAGCUGUUGCCUGUGGUCGCUCCUCCUUCACGUCCAAAUCAACCCAAGAUGUCUCCGUGAGCAUGAUCGGUGCCGUCGGCGCCGAAGACCCAUACUAUGACUCGCUUCUCAAGCCCGCUCUUGAGAACUCAGGCGUCAACACAACGGCUAUUGAGAAAUCCAAGACCCAAACUGGCUCAGCAAGCAUCAUCGUUGAAGAGAUAAAUGGCGAGAAUCGAAUCCUUUUUGUUCCGGGCGCAAACCACGCUGGAAUGAUGACUGGCGUUGCGCCAAUUCUAUCCGCGCUUGAGAACGCACAGCCAGAUGUUGUUGUUCUGCAGGGCGAGAUCCCGCGCAGUACCACGAUCGGACUACUGGAGCAUUUCAAUGCAGGAGAUAAGGCUCAGGUUGUUUUCAACCCGGCGCCUGUGUUCCCAGAUGGCAUUCCGCUUUCUGCGCUGCAGGGGACUGGUGUCUUGAUUAUGAAUGAGACGGAGGUUGUGCAGAUGACGGAGUUCAUUGGAAACAGUAUUGAGGGAGAGCUGGUUCCUGAAAAGGCGGCUCAGGCUUUCCACGACCGCGCUGGCGUGGAGAUUGUCUUGAUCACACUUGGUGCGCAGGGAGUAUACUACUCUACCCGAUCUGGAAAGAAAGGGCUUGUUCCUGGUGUGAAGGUUGCGAAGGUGCUGGACACUACUGCCGCUGGAGACACGUUUGUUGGGUACUUUGCGACUGCUGUGGCGCGUCUUCUAGCAACUGGCAAGAGUCUGGAGGCGUUCGAUGAUGUCCAGGUUGCUGUUGAGAAGGCCAAUGCCGCUGCUGCGAUGUGCGUGCAGAGACAGGGUGCCAUGCAGAGCAUUCCAUUUGCCUACGAUUUGUAA
Messenger RNA from Penicillium olsonii, 1005 nucleotides. The record is from the annotation of a GenBank genome assembly. NCBI's taxonomy places the organism in Eukaryota, Fungi, Ascomycota, Eurotiomycetes, Eurotiales, Aspergillaceae.